GCCAGGCAUGAAGUAGUGUGCUGACAAUAAACAGACAGAGUGGAACCGCCCCGAAGCAUAAACGGCAUUUCUUCCCUCUCAACGUUUUCAGUUUCUUGCUGUAGCUGAAACUCAGCUUGUCAGCCCUGAGAUGAGUGCUACAGAGCCUGCAGAGGCUUUUCUGAGCAUGUUCAGUACCAAAGACAGACUGCAGGAAGGCAAGAACGGUAAAAAGCUCCAAGGAGAAUGUCUCAGAAUCGUCUCCCCCGCGUCUCCUGCUGCGCUUUACUGCUGCUAUGCAGUGAUCAUGGUCCUCACUGGAGCUGUGGUUGGACUUUCUGUGGCUCUGUCAUUGUCAGGAGUAAAGCCAGACCAAAAAAAAUAUGCUACUUGCCCAAGAAACUGGAUUGGAUUUGGGAAUAAAUGUUUUUAUUUUUCUGAAGACACAAGCAACUGGACAUUCAGUAAGAACUUCUGCAUGGAACUAAACGCCCAGCUAGCUCGAUUUGACAACAUGGAGGAACUGAAUUUCAUAAACAGAUACAAAGGGACCUUUGACUACUGGAUCGGCCUGCACAGAGAAUCACCACAGCACCAUUGGAAAUGGAUGGACAACACGGAAUAUAACAACUCGGUUCCCAUCCGAGGAGUGGAAGACUAUGCCUACCUGAACAACAAUGGGAUCAGCACUGCCAGGAUUUAUGCAGACAAGAGACAGAUCUGUAGCAUGCUCAACAGCUAUAUCCUGCAAUGCUAAAUUCCUUUUGCUUCUUUCUAGUCUUUGUCAAGAGAUGUUUUUUAACCUGAUAGCUACAGUUGCUGCUCUAGUCCCCAUCUUCCAACAUUGUUUUCAAAAGAAACUGAAUAUUUGUUGACAUCACAACUGAAAAUCAUCUUGGAGAACGUCACAUACAUGGGCUUAGAAGAACACUGGUAUGUGUAAAAUGAGUGCUGUUACUCAUACCCUAAGCCUCAACUACUUUCAAUGUUAGUGAACCCCACUUUUAUGAUAUGAAGUUUUUGUGCAGACAGUCUUCUUUAUGAAGUUAUUUGACCAUCAAACUGAGGUCUCCAAUAUGCAGUUUUCCUUGCACUUUCAUGAUGAAAUGCACCAGGCAGUGGUGUCUUUAAAGUGGGCCCUUGGAAUGAAUCUUGUUUUCACCAUUAUGACUGUGAGACUGGUUAGUUUCAACUAAGUUCCUGACCCAAAAAAGAGCAUUUUUCUACAAAAACUCCAUUUUAUAUCAUUAAACUGUGUGAAUUUUAUCUACAAAAGAAACUUGAUAGGUUUAUGACCUUAUCUGACUCAAUAAUCUUGUUCACAGUAGACUUGGAAAAUAUUGUUCUACUCAUACAAACUUUUCAGAUUCAGAUGAGAUAACUUAGGGAAAUGUCCUGUCAGUGUCAGCAUCUCAUUUAUAGUAAACACAAGGUAAGUUUUCUUCCAUAGCUCUGUGGAAAUAAUUCUGAAAGGAAUAGUAAGUUUUCAUGAGUGUUGGCCCUUCUAAGGAAUCCCCCCACAAGCUGCCAGUGAACUGUUCAAACCAGUUUCUUACAGAGAUGGAAAUUUAUCACUAGUUAAAUGAAUCAUUUUAAGAGAAUAUAGGAAACCAAUCUUUUUUUUUCUUCUUUUUCUUUUGUGAGACAGAGUCUCACUAUGUAGCAUAGGCUGGCCUUGAAAUCAGUAAUCUCUCUGCCUUGUCCUCCUGAGUGCUGGCUUUGAAGGAGUGUGUCACCAUGCCUGGCUUAUGUUUAUAUGGGCUGGGGAGAUGGGUCAGUGGGGAAGAAUAUUUUUGUAGAAACACAAGGACCUGAAAUCAAAUUCCCAUCACUCACAUAAAAGGCCAAGCAUGGCUCUUCUCACAUUUCUGUUAUUUGAGGUCUACAGGGGACAGAAACAGGAGGAUACCAGGACUUAUUGGUCACCAGUCUAGUUCAGAGAGAGACAAUGUUUCACACAACAAAUAUAGAGAAAAUAAAUUAUGACUAAUAAAGCAAAUGGUUCACACACUUUAUAGGAAGUAUCCAAGUAAUAUGGGAUUUACCCCUUCUCCUAAUUCAAAUUUCUCAAACUUAUUCUUAAUGCUUUUUAUUCUUUGAGAAUUUUGCUCAAUGUGUUUUGAUCCUAUUUCCACUCUUCCAAGAAUCACCUGAGCCAUCCUUACCCACCCAGUUUUGUCACUUUAGAACAAACAAGCAAGCUACAGAACCCUGGGUUGAGAGAAGGCCAGGAGAGCACAGCAGAAUCCCCUGGAAUGUGAGCUUCAAGGGUGAGCACAGGACUGCAGAGAGAGGAGACUGUGGCCCUCCUGAGAGGGAUGAGAGAGCAACCCUUUCAAUGAUUAUGAAUCUAGUGGAGUAAAUAUAUGUUAAUGGAAGAACAUGAAGUUAACCAAUUUUGAAGAGCAAACUUUUUCUCUUAAGUGCACAUUUGUAAUUUUAAGUGUACAAUUUUAACAGAUGAGAGAAAAGUAUUCCAGGACAGGGAGAGAAGACAAGAACCCCCCUACCCCCCC
Arvicola amphibius (Eurasian water vole) is the source of this 2495-nucleotide messenger RNA. RefSeq names its product C-type lectin domain family 2 member D11-like. The transcript is spliced from 5 exons. NCBI's taxonomy places the organism in Eukaryota, Metazoa, Chordata, Mammalia, Rodentia, Cricetidae. The record is from RefSeq and is a predicted model, not a curated record. Gene Ontology annotation, cellular component: external side of plasma membrane. Bases 131 to 736 code for a protein of 201 amino acids.